CACCACGCCCGUUCGCGCGCCCCGUCUCUGCAAAAGGUGUUUUAUUUCUUGGCUGAGUUGCUUUCACCAUGGCGGAGAUGGCAGAGCUUUGCGAGCUGUACGAAGAAAGCAACGAGCUGCAGAUGGAUGUGCUGCCCGGCGAGGGCGAUAUGGAGGUAGGCCGCGGGGCCCGCGGGCCGGUCCCGGAGGAGGGCCCCAUGGAGGAGGAGGCCGGGCCGUCCGCCGCCCGCGCCCAGCGCGGCCUGUUCCCCGAGGCUGGCGCGGACCUGGAAGGUGACGAGUUUGAUGAUUGGGAGGACGACUUCGAGUUCCCUGAAGAGGAGCGCUGGAACGGCGCGAUGCACAGGGUGUCCGCCGCGCUGGAGGAAGCCAACAAGGUGUUCCUGAGAACGGGGCGAGCCGGUGAUGGCCUGGAUGGCGGGUUUCAGGCGCGGUGCGAGAAGAGCCCUUUCGACCAGCUCGCUUUUAUCGAAGAGCUGUUUUCGCUGAUGGUUGUCAAUCGACUGACCGAAGAGCUCGGUUGUGAUGAGAUCAUUGAUCGAGAGUAAAUGCUGACGAAAGAGGAGGAAACUACCUGAGAGGGAGAGAUUCAACGUUCUGCUAUUUUGGGGUUCAUUCCAAAUAGUUCUGUGCAAAAAAUAAAAACAGUUGGUUUUUGUUUCUCGGAAUAGAAGACAGGACAGUGAACGACCAUGCAUUGUGGAAAAGGAGAAUCGAGGAAGGAGGAGUGUUAAACCUGAGAAUCGCGAGGAGAAAAGACCCAAUUGUUCCUGCUUGGUCUCACAGGGGCUCAGCAAAACCUCUGGUACAGACUGUUGAUCGAGAUGAUUUUCCUUACAUUGGAGAAGAGCUUUCUCGUGUUAAGCUUUUAAAGAUGGGUUGGAAGAGUAAAUCGUGACUGCCAAUACAAGAACCUAUUUAAAGAAUGGGGGAAAAUACAUCCACAAGAUAUCUUUAAUUAGAACUAAAAGCUAUUGAAAAAAAACUUUACAAAUUCUCUUUUGUGAUUUGUACACAUCUAGUUAUCAAAAGCUAAAUUUGAGGUUUAAGAUUGAGUAUUCAUCAACCCCAAAGGGUAAUGAAAGUAGAUAUGUGUAUAAAUGUAAACGUGUUACCAUGUGUGCUAUCAUCUUAAAACGUGUUACGAAAGCUUCUGGAAUUUUGCACAUGUAUCUUCAUGAUUUAUAAAGCUUCUGUGAUCUCUAAUUUGGAAAAAUCCAUUGUGAUGAUUUUCAAAGUAAAGAAAAAAACAGGAUGUCUUUUUAAGGUUUUAAGUUCAUGCAUUAAAUAAAAUGUAUGGGAAAGCCCAAAGACAAACUUUCUAAUACCCUUUUAUACUAGGGAAAUUUCAUUCGCUGUUUUUUACCUUGGCAGAUGAUAAGACUGAAGUUCAUACUGUAAGAACUGUUUGCAAAAAUUGUCAAGUAAAAAGAAGCCCUGCCUGUAUCCAUAAAAGAUUCAUGAGCUAUUGUGUUGUCAAACUUUGAAGGUUUUAAACCUACCCAGAAGCCCACCUGGGUGCCUGGUAUUCAUAUUCUCUCUCUCUCUCUCUCUCUCUCUCCUUCUCUCCCUCUCUCCCUCUCUGCCUCUUUCUCCCCUUCCCCUCCCCAUCCCUCUUUCUAAUUAUGCUUGUUAAUCUUUAUGCACCAGCAUUGGCGAUAAUAAAUUUUCUUGUUCUGUGUCUUGCUUUGUCUAGUAGCUUUGCAUACAUACUUUAUACUCUCUUGCUGUGUGUGUCUCACUGCCUCCAUCUUGACAUUUAAGCACCCAGUGCUUACACCGUAAACCAGUUUCAAAAAAAUGGGUUCUGGAAAGUUAAAACAAAUUUCAAAUUUUUCUGGAAGACUUGGCCAGCCUAUAAAACCUGCUCUGAGAA
Molecule: messenger RNA, 1876 nt
Organism: Grammomys surdaster
Lineage: Eukaryota; Metazoa; Chordata; Mammalia; Rodentia; Muridae
Gene: Eid1
Product: EP300 interacting inhibitor of differentiation 1
Exons: 1
Coding region: 69-548 (159 amino acids)
Biological process (GO): negative regulation of DNA-templated transcription
Cellular component (GO): nucleoplasm
Molecular function (GO): transcription corepressor activity
Source: RefSeq, a predicted model, not a curated record